This is a messenger RNA of Candidozyma haemuli, 1671 nucleotides long. RefSeq lists its product as uncharacterized. Lineage: Eukaryota; Fungi; Ascomycota; Pichiomycetes; Serinales; Metschnikowiaceae. The transcript has a single exon. The record is from RefSeq and is a predicted model, not a curated record. The coding region runs from base 1 to 1671 and encodes 556 amino acids.
AUGUCCUCCGUGCACUCUCCCUCUCCUUCACUGGAGUCACCUACUACUACUUCAUCUUCAACACUUCCGUCCCUGGAACCUUCACCGACGACUGAAUCCACAUUGUCGCUGCCGACUGACUCCCUGACGCCGUCUUCGUCUGAUUUUUCUGAGACAUUGACGCCUUCGUCCGCGCCCUGGCCGCCUUCUUCGUCUGAAUCCUCAUUUUCCCUGCCUCAGCCGCUGCUGCUGAGCUCUGAAAUGUCUUCCAACACAACGUCCCUGCCACUGCUGCUGGCUUCGUCCAGCCUGCUGUUUGUUUCGCUGACGUUUCCAUCCUCUUCAGAAACGACGACUCCUUCGAAGUCUUCUCAGCUACCCCUGCUGACGUCGUCAUCUGAACAGCCUCCGACAUCUUCUUCGACGCAACCAUCAUCAUCGUCUUCGUCGUCAUCGUCUUCGCUGUUCUCGUCAUCUUCUGAACUGUCCCUGGAAACGUCUCUGUGGGUGCCUCCUUCGUCAUCUGCUGAUCCAACCAGCUCAUGGGAACCACCUUCCUCGACUCAAGAGAGCUCGGAACCUUCCUCAACCUUUCCCUCAUCGUCAUUUAUUGCAUCUUCUACUUCGUCAUCUUUUUCGCUGUCGACUUCGUCUGAGCUGCCAACCUCCAGCUCCAGCGAGUUUUCGUCUUCUACAGAGCCUUCUAGCUCAAGUUCUAGUUCCGAAGAUUCUUCCAGUUCUUCCUCAAGCAGCUCGUCUCUGAGCUCUGAGUCUUCCCUGGAGGAGGAGUCUUCCCUGAUUACAUCGUCUUCGUCUGCCCUGAAGACUUCUUCAGUUCUGCAUUCGAUGACCCUGUUCACUUCAGGCUCGUCUCAUUAUGCUGGCUACUACUCCACGGUCAGCGUGCUCCCAGACACUACAAUCACAACCUUGGUGGCUGUGCCCACGACCGCUGAUGGCAGCGACUCUGACGGUGGAACGUCACAGAGAAACGCUAAGCUUAUCGGAGGUCUUGUUGGUUCCAUCGGUGGAACAAUCUUGAUUGGUUCUCUCGUGGUGCUCUUCUUAUUCCUCAAGAAGCGUCGUUCUAGAGUUACCAACCAUUCUCCUGACUUUGCAGAUGACACUUCAGGUGAAUCAAAUGAAAAAUCCGGUUUCAAGAAGCUUUUCGGCCUUGGAGCUGGUGGUGCCGCUGCGGGCGGUGCUGGUACGGUGGAUAACUACAAUGAUCUUGAAAGGCAUCUCGAUUCUAGGGCUGCUGUUUCUGACCCAUUCCUAGGAGGUGCUGCUGCCGCAACUGCCGGUGGAGCAGCUGCUCAUGAUACUUCAGAAGACUUUGCAUACCGCGGUGUUUCGAACAGUAAUAACCUUGACUCCAUUUUCCACGGCAGCGGCACAGCUACUGGUGGAAACUCUAAUGAUGGUACUGGUGGAAUGAAUUCUAGUUCGGCCAGUCACCGAGGGCCAGGACACUCACGCAUGAAUUCGGACAUCAAUCGAAUGGAUACAAUGCCUGAACACCAGGACAAUAACCAAAACUACGGAGCCAUGGGUGGUACACAUGUGCGAGAAAGGCUGUCAGAGUUUGAAGACGAAGACGAGCUUUUCUUCCAAGCACACAAUCAUGCCCCUCUAUUGAUGGAGGAGAACCAUAGCAACAAUUCUCGACUGAGAUUCUUUGAAGAAAUUUAG